AUGGGGAACGAGGAGGAGGAGGGGGAGGAGGAGGAGGAUGUGGAACAGGACCUGGGCGACGAUCAGGAGCUCGUGGGAGAGGAGGAGGAGGAGGAGGAGGAGGAGGAGGAGGAGGAGGAGGAGGAGGAGGAGGAGGAGGACAAUCCAUUCCUCUUGGACGAUGAGGAUGUGGAGGAGGUGUUUCACAUUGACAAGCCCAUGCACUAG
Closterium sp. Naga37s-1 is the source of this 207-nucleotide messenger RNA. Lineage: Eukaryota; Viridiplantae; Streptophyta; Zygnematophyceae; Desmidiales; Closteriaceae. The record is from the annotation of a GenBank genome assembly.